Messenger RNA from Cetraspora pellucida, 1008 nucleotides. The record is from the annotation of a GenBank genome assembly. Lineage: Eukaryota; Fungi; Glomeromycota; Glomeromycetes; Diversisporales; Gigasporaceae.
AUGCAUACGCGAGAAAUGAUCAUACAAAAAUUUGCAGAAGUGAAUUCACCUUUUACAUUUGGCCAAGUUGUUAAUGAUAGAAAAGUUUCUUGCGAUUUCAUUGAGUGGGCGCUGCUGAAAAUCGAUCGUAGGCUAGAAAACUUUGCAUCGCAAAAUAAUGAAAGGAUUUUUGCGUUUAGUUCAAGUAAACCACAAUCAGAAAGAGUUCAAAAUUUGGUUCGAAGGGUGGCUUUGAUGGGAUUAUGUAAACCAGCGGAAACAGAUUUAAUUGAGGGAACUGCACCUCAUGAUCGUUUAAUUGAAUUCUAUUAUAACCUAUUUUCCAUACUAAAAAUUUCUCGGAUGCUUAACAACGAUGAAAUCAAAUCGGAUGAAUUAGUGAAAUCUUGUUCUUUAAUGGAUGGUUUAGCCACAGAUUGUGACUUUAUGAGUAAAGUUGUAGAUCAACAAUUUGAAUUGUUUCCAAGAGACGUAGAAUUGAUGAUUGGCAAUGCAAAAUGUAACGGUAACAUAUGUAGUACACUUCAAAACUGCAAGGAAAAAGAGAUGCAAUUGGUUUAUAAUUUACAAACGGAAUUGAAUUGCAUGCAAGAACGGCAUGCAUACGAACAAGAUUCGAAUCAGCAAACCUUGAACAAACUUGCUCAAGUCACUAAAGAACUCACGUUCCAGCUGGAAAGAUUUUACAAAAUAUAUGAUAAUGAGAUUGAGCCUUGGGUAAGAAAAGACCCAAAAAAAAUUGUUAAUGGAUUGGGCUCUCGGGUACAUGAAGCAAAUUUAAAACUUGAUAAUUUGCGGCAAAGGCUUGAAGACUUCGAAAUUAUCCACACAUCAUAUAAAGAUAUUUCUCACCUUUCAAGCACUAUAAAACCACAAACAGCAGAUAAUGAUCAGAUAAAUGUGUCAUCUGCGAAAUCAAAUAUGAUUGCAAUCAAUAACUGGGGCGAAACUGGUUUAGAGGCAAUAGAAAGAUUACAUAAUGUUGAGAGAGUGUUGAGGGAUGGUGUU